AUGUUAUGCUAUGAGGAUGACACUCGUGUCAAGGCCCGCGGGAGCACCUUCUCGGAGGCGUCCCGCCUGGCUACGGUUGGCACGUCCCCCGUGGUAAAGAGGAUCCAGGCCUUGGGUCUAAGGGUUUCGGUUCCUAAAACUGAGGCCCUCCUUUUCCAUGGGCCACGAGAGGUCCACUACGAGGCAUUAGCUAUCGGAGGUCUCAGCGUGAUAUCGUGCUCUAAUGGAUUCAUGUACGGGCAAGUGGCUGGUGUCAUCGAUGCUCUGCAGAAGAAAGACGAAGGCAUUGACCUCAGCGAGGGACAAAUAUCAUUGAUAGCUUCGUCAUUAACCAUUACGUGCCUAAUAGGCUUCGGUUUAGCUGCUUACGCAACAGAUAAAAUCGGUAGGCGAUGGCCGUUUAUAAUCUUCUCAACAACAACUGUGCUCAACUGGAUCAUCCUGUACCACUCAUACGAAAUGUACCAGUUCAUGCUGUCGAGGGUUAUCGGGGGCAUUUCAGUGGGCGGUUUGGUUAGCUUGACUAUAUUUGUGCCAUCUGAGUAUACUCCACCGGUAACCAGAGCUUUUUACUUAAAUAUGGUGACAACUGUUGCGCCCGCCAUUGGAACUACUCUGGGGCAUUCUUUGGGCAUUAUUUUACAUUGGAGAAUAGUAGCAUUGAUCGGUAUUAUACCAGCCGCGUUGGGAAUUAUACUUCCUUACUUCUGGGUGGAAAGCCCGCACUGGUUGGCCUCGAAAGGGAGGUUCGACGAAUGCGAAACCGCAUUUCGACUAUUGCACGGCGAGAAGUUAAACUCCGAGAAGGAAUUAGGGAUGAUAAUCAAAAUGGAGACCAGCAAAUUGAAGACAGCAAACGAAACCAACAGUCAAGCAACAUUAAAAAGGUUGCUACUGGCGUUCAAGAAGAAAUACUUCUGGGGGUUGAUAUUAUUGAGCGUGUUCAUACACGCGUAUUUCGCUGCCGCUGGAAAAUUAAUUUUCAGUACAUUAGCAACUGUUAUAUUGAAAGAAAUCACUGGUACGUCGGAUGUGUUGCUUUACACAUUAUUAGUUGAUGGAUUCAUUAUUAUUGGAUCGUGUUUGUCUUGUGUAUUGAUCAGGAAGACUUCUAUGAGAGCUUUGCUGUUUUCAACUGGUUUCAUUGCAAAUGCUAUACUGGUUGUUUUCAGCGCUUGCUUUUAUUUCCAAAAUGGCGAAAGUUACUUUAACUGGAUCAACGUGACCUUGCUGGCAUUCUAUUUUAUAACCAUUAACGCAGGUCCGUACCCUUUACUGGAGGCUAUAUUCAGUGAAAUGUUUCCAUUGGAAUUAAAAGUGUACACUUUUACGUUAUCCGGUGUCAUACUUAUCGGAUCUUUGACGUUAACUAUAGUUUUAUUGCCUGUUAUGGUUAGUUCUAUCGGUUAUCACGGAUUGUUUUUGUUGAAUGCGGGAAUAAUGUCUGUGAGUCUGGGUUUUAUAUGGCUGAAGUUGCCGGAAACGAAGGGUAGAACUCUCCAAGAAAUUGAGAUGUACCUGAAGACCAACAAUUUUGAUAUUGAUGAAGUAAUCACGAAGGAGCAAUCGAAGGCUUUGAUUUAG
Molecule: messenger RNA, 1584 nt
Organism: Pararge aegeria (speckled wood butterfly)
Lineage: Eukaryota; Metazoa; Arthropoda; Insecta; Lepidoptera; Nymphalidae
Product: probable metabolite transport protein CsbC
Exons: 3
Coding region: 1-1584 (527 amino acids)
Biological process (GO): transmembrane transport
Cellular component (GO): membrane
Molecular function (GO): transmembrane transporter activity
Source: RefSeq, a predicted model, not a curated record